Molecule: messenger RNA, 2103 nt
Organism: Knipowitschia caucasica
Lineage: Eukaryota; Metazoa; Chordata; Actinopteri; Gobiiformes; Gobiidae
Source: the annotation of a GenBank genome assembly
AUGAGGCGUGCUGCAGCGUCCUGCUCAGUGCUGCCGCUGCGUGAUGCGCAGGCGCACUGCAGUGUCCUGCUCAGUGCUGCCGCUGCGUGGUGCGCAGGCGCACUGCAGCGUCCUGCUCAGUGCUCGUUCAUUCGCGUCUGUCCUCGCGCAGUGGUACGGUCCACAGGUCCCGUUACUUCAGGCUGUUUGCGGCUCGUCGGACCACGACAUGAUCGUCCACUGGAUAAAGUGCACUUUACACUGAAGGAGAUGGACGUUUCACUGCUGACAGUUCUGCUGGGAGCAUCAGCCUACAUAUGCACCGCCGUCCACGUCUCCAUGCGGGAGCAGCGGCAGUACGCCAUGCUCUUCCAGCCCGUGGUUCUGCCCUGUCAGUUCCAGACGUCCUCCACACAGACGCCCGUGGUGCAGUGGUGGUACAAGUCCUUUUGCCGCGACCGCACCCAGGACUCUUUCUCUCUGCCCGACACGCUGGCCAAGACGACCUCCGACCUGGGCCCCAAGUCCCAGCUGGAGUGUUCGGACAGAACUCGAACCAGCCGGAUAGUGGCCUCGGCACAGGGACCCUCCGUCACGCUGGCCGAGCAUUACAAAGGAAGGGACAUCGCCAUAAUUAACAAGGCAGACCUGCGUAUCGGAGAGCUACAGUGGGGAGACAGCGGAGUGUAUUUCUGUAAAGUGAUCAUCGCGGACGACGUGGAGGGCAAGAACGAGGCCCAUCUGGAGCUUCUUGUACUGGGCAGGACAGGGGAACAGAAUGACCUCUUGCCUGAGUUUGAUCUGGAGAUUAUGCCAGAGUGGGCGUUCGUGGGCUCGGUGGUCCUGGGAAGUGUCCUGUUGCUGCUGUUGUUGGGAAUCUGCUGGUGCCAGUGUUGUCCUCACUCCUGCUGCUGCUACCUGAGCUGCUGCUGCUGCCCAGACACAUGCUGCUGCCCCCGACACUUGUAUGAAGCUGGAAAGAUGGCGAAAUCUGCAAAGUCUGCCCCAAUCCCUGUGUAUCCCUAUUACAUCCCUGGAGUUCCUUCUGUGGCCCCGUCUGCCGUGCCUCUGGUUCCAUCUCAUCUGGAGCCAAAGCUGGUUUCUCUUCCGUCAGUGGAGGCUAAUUUGGCAGGAGUGCACAGUGGCUACAGACUGAAAGCCACUCCGCACCAGGACUCAAUGAAAGUCUUAUACUACAUAGAAAAGGAGAUGGCUGAGUUUCCCUCUGCCAGGAUGGCUUCACUGCAACCCAGCAGCCUCUCUGAGCUGAGCUCCCUUCAUGAUGGGGGAAACAAUGACUUCAGAAAUACAUAUCAGAAAGUGCAGAUGAAGGCUCUCCCUCCUAUAGCUGACCUGGAUGACCAGUCCAUAUCCAGGGUGGCUGCUCAGAGCCAUAGGCACAAGUGGGACAGAGCAAACUCAGACGAUAUGUUAGAUAACAGAUGGAAUCCUCGCUCGGAGCACAUGCAAAGGAGAACUAUUGGCAGACGAGGGCGCGCAGGCUCCCUGGAUGAACUGGAGGAGUUUGCACGAUCGUACAGCACACACUGUCAUCGAGAUAGAACAUAUGACCGAGACUAUAGCCCACCUCGCCGCCCCUACAGAGACGAGGAAGAAGGCUGGAGAGGUGCCAGCCCCCUGCCUGUUCCACGGAAAAGAUCUGACACAUGGGACAGUGAUCGUCCCAGUCGGCCAUGUAAAAGCAGAGGCUACGAUGACGCCUACCUCACCAGCGUGCUGGAGAACAAGGCCAGGGGUCGAGGGGACAGGGGCGCUGCGAGGGCUGAUGAAGACAGUGACACUCCCUCUAAAGGCAGCUCCAGAGGAAAAGGCAGUGACAGUUACUACAGUAGGUCACCAAGCAACCGUCCAGAAGAGGAGGACCCUUUACCUCCGUACUCAGAGUGGGAGGCAGAGCGAUACCGCAGGGCUGGGCUCAACACAGAGCGCUAUCGGCCCAUAGCGCCUGCAGGGACAGAGAGCUAUAGAAGCUGUGAGCCAAGGCCCUUCAGUUACACAAGGCCACCUGCCGGGACGUCCCACACACUGCAGGGCAGCCGAGAGGACAGGGACAGAAACCGAAACCUGAGCGCUGCAGUGAGCAGAGACUCUCUCUUAGUGUGA